Messenger RNA from Chelmon rostratus (copperband butterflyfish), 1296 nucleotides. RefSeq names its product double C2-like domains, alpha (gene doc2a). Gene Ontology annotation, cellular component: membrane. Lineage: Eukaryota; Metazoa; Chordata; Actinopteri; Chaetodontiformes; Chaetodontidae. The transcript has 10 exons. The record is from RefSeq and is a predicted model, not a curated record. Bases 1 to 1296 code for a protein of 431 amino acids.
AUGACGGUGCGGAGAGGAAAGAAGCUCAGCAUCUCCAUCCAGGAACACAUGGCCAUUGACGUUUGCCCCGGCCCCAUCAGACCCAUCCGACAGAUCUCCGCCUACUUCCCCCGCCUUUCCCCCACCUCCCCGGGCCCCGCCUCCCCGAACCCCGCCUCCUCCCCGCUGGCCCUCAGCCCCGGCUCGGCGGCCUCCGGGAUGGGCGGGGCUCAUCUCCUGUCUCCGUUGCUGGCCCACGGCAGGCCGGGCGGGGGCGGGUCUUUGUCUCUGACCAGCAGCGUGGACACGUCGGUGGAGAUCAACAGCUCCGACAGUGACGACUGCACUGCUCUGGGAACUCUGGAGUUUGAGCUGAGAUACGAGCAGAGCUCCAGCGAGCUGCACUGCACCGUCCUGCGGGCCAAGGGUCUGAAGCCGAUGGACUUCAACGGUUUAGCCGACCCGUACGUCAAACUGCACCUGCUGCCUGGAGCCUGUAAGGCCAAUAAGCUGAAAACGAAGACUAUUCGAAACUCUCUGAAUCCAGUGUGGAAUGAAACGCUCACUUACGUCGGGAUCACAGAGGAAGACAUGCACAGGAAGACACUCAGGUUGACUGUGUGUGACGAGGAUAAGUUGACUCAUAAUGAGUUAAUCGGAGAGUCCCGGGUCCCUCUGAAACGUGUGAAACCCGACCAGACGAAACAUUUCCACACCUGCCUGGAGCAUCCGCCCCCGCUGCCCUCUCCGACUGCCAUGGGCGAAGCCCUCCGAGGAAUAUCCUGCUACUUAAGAGAGUGGGAGAACGAGCAGCUGCACAGCCUGGAGGAGAGAGGUCGCCUCCUCCUCUCGCUGCAGUUUCUGCCUCCGCUCGGUCUGGACGAGGACACAGAGGGAGGAGGUGAAGGACGUCGCAGCGGGGGUCUCUGCGUGGGCGUGAGGCGCUGCGCCCACCUGGCAGCCAUGGAUGUCAACGGAUUCUCUGACCCCUACGUCAAAAUAUACCUGAAGCCCGACAUCGAGAAGAAGUCCAAGCACAAAACAGCGGUGAUGAAGAAGACCCUCAACCCUGAAUUCAACGAGGAGUUCUUCUAUGAGAUCUCCCUGUCGGAGCUGACCAACAAGACGCUGGAGGUGACGGUGUGGGACUACGACCUGGGACGCUCCAACGACUUCAUAGGUGGCGUCUGCCUGAGCUGUCACUCCCAGGGCGACGCCCUCCGUCACUGGAUGGACUGCCUGAAGAACAAGGGCCGGAGGGUGGAGCGGUGGCACGUCCUGACCAACGAGCUGCCGCGGACCCUCAGCCACGACUAA